This is a messenger RNA of Brachypodium distachyon (stiff brome), 1701 nucleotides long. Its product is annotated as G-box-binding factor 3. The record is from RefSeq and is a predicted model, not a curated record. Bases 248 to 1369 code for a protein of 373 amino acids. NCBI's taxonomy places the organism in Eukaryota, Viridiplantae, Streptophyta, Magnoliopsida, Poales, Poaceae. Gene Ontology annotation, molecular function: DNA-binding transcription factor activity; sequence-specific DNA binding. The transcript has 12 exons. Gene Ontology annotation, cellular component: nucleus. Gene Ontology annotation, biological process: regulation of DNA-templated transcription.
CAUCUCAGUGGCAAGACUUUCCCCCCCGUCCCUCGCCCCCCGAAUCAAACACCGCCCGGGCGCAUGCACACGGCACACACAACACAAGCAAAGCUAGCAACGCCUCCCACCCCUCGCUGCAUCCGCUCCCUCGCAUCCGUGUUGCACUUCAUAUAACGACGGAAACGACCUACUGCUGCCUGAAUUCUCCGGCCGGGCUCUCCGUCACAAGUGCGCGAGCGCCGAUCCAGGCAUUUAUAAAAAAGGCAUGGGGCAUGAUGAAGCUGUAGUCAUUCAGAACUCAGGAAAAGCACCAUCACCUCCCAAGGAUCAACCAGCUCUUUAUCCAUGCCUUGAUUGGUCAACUAUGCAGGCAUAUUAUGGCCCAGGGAUCAUGCCACCAACAUAUUUUUGUCCUGGAUUAGUUCCUGGACAUGCCCCUCCCCCAUAUAUGUGGAGUCCUCAGCCACUGCUACCCUCUGCUUCGGCGAAGCCAUAUACUGCAGUACACCCACAUGGUGGAGGUUUCUCACAUCCUUUCAUGCCCCUAAUGGUGAACCCUUUGAGCGUUGAGCCAGCAAAAUCUGUGAACAGUGAUGAGAACAACCAAAAUAAGAAACUGAAGGAAGUUGAUGGGACUGCUGUGUCCACUGGCAGUGGCCACAGUGAAAAAACAAGUUGGGAUUGCAGCGUAGGAGGAUCAAGUGAUGGAAACAUCCAAAAGGCAAGUGGAACUCCCAAGAAAAGGCGCUUACAUGGUACGCCUAUAGCAGAUGGCAAGAAGGCUUUACAUUAUUCUGCAGCCCUGGAAACAGGUGGGACUACGACGGGUAACGAUGUACCUGGAGAACAAGGAAGACCAACGAAUCUGCCAAGUCUAUACAUUCCAGAUAGAGCAAUCAAACCGAAUGCUAGCACUGCUAGUGAUUUCAGUGUUAUUGGCACACCAAUAUCAACUGAAUUUCCAGACCAGCAGGAUCGCAAGGAGUCAAAGCGUGAACGAAGAAAACAAUCAAAUAGGGAGUCUGCACGACGGUCAAGGCUGAGGAAGCAGGCCGAGACUGAGGAACUGGCUAAAAAGGUAGAGUUACUAACUGCAGAGAACACAUCCCUUAGACGUGACAUAAGAAGGCUAACAGAAAGCUCCAAAAAACUCAGAUCAGAGAACUCUGCUCUAAUGGCGACACUAACAGAGGCCGCGCCAGAUCAGACGCCAGAAGCGUCCGCAGACCAAACAGCUGAACAGUCAGCCCGUGCUGCCAAAAAUUUCAUGCCAGUUAUGGACAGCACGAGCGCAUCAAGGAACAGCGGGCACAUGGCGCAUGGCGUGCCCAAGCUUCGUCAACUCCUGGGCUCUCGUCUGGCAAGCGACGCCGUGGCUGCACGCUGAUGUGGCCUGGCGAGAUUAACAUGUGUGUGGAGCUAGUUACGAUCGAUCUGAUCGUUGUACACCUAUAGUAGCUGCAUGCUGAUGUGCGACCGAACGCACACAUGUGGCUUGGCGAGAUUAACAUGUGGUUUGGAGCUAGUUACGAUCGAUCUGAUCGUCGUACACCUGUAAAUUAACCGUUAAGAUGAGAUGGGGUCUUCUAACCACCCCACGGAGAUAUUUUGGAACCUCCACCGACCAACGGUAUAUAUACGGGGCGAAGCUAAGUGGCGGAGCUCCGCCUGGUUUUGUAUCGGCGGACGAUUCCGACCAAGUGUGGUCCCGCGCACUCC